AAGUGUCUCGGUGACACAUGUAGUCGUAGCUGUGCAGAGGUAGCAGAGCAGCUCAGCCCAGAUCCAGACAGAAACAUGAGGACUCGGACGCUUUUAUGGGUGACUGUGCUGGGCCUGCUGCUGUGGGCCUCCUGCAUCCAGUCCAACCAGGAAGAAACCAAGGAGGAGACCAAGGAGGAGACCGAGGAGGGGACACCUUUGGAGCCAGUGGAGGAUGAAGAACCACCAAAGAAAGAGAAAACAACUGAGAUAGAAGAAGAGGCAGAUGUCAUGAUUCUUCACAGUGUCAACUUUGGCAGAGCACUCACUGAAAACAAGUAUUUACUGGUUGAAUUCUAUGCUCCCUGGUGUGGACACUGCAAACAGCUGGAGCCUGUUUACGCUGCAGCUGCUGAGAAGCUGAAGAAGGAAGAGUCAGCGAUGCGUUUGGCCAAAGUGGACGCCACAGUAGAGAGAGAGCUGGCAGAGGAGUUUGACGUCGGUGGAUUCCCCACUCUGAAACUGUUCAUCAACGGGGAUCGCAAACAGCCCGUUGACUUCACAGGUAAACGGUCCACAGAUGGAAUAAUCCAGUGGAUGAAGCGUCGUGCUGGACCAGGGGCCCCAGUCCUGGACACUGUGGGGUCUGCGGCUCAGUUUAUCGAUGCCCAUAACAUAAGUGUUGUGGGAUUCUUUAAAGAUCUGGAGAGUGAUGCUUCCAAAGCCUUCAGUGACAUCUCCUACGAUAUGACUGACGUGGAGUUUGCCAAGACGAUGACUGCUGAGGUUUUCCAGAAGUAUGAGGUGAAAGGCGACUCAGUGGUGCUCUUCAAGAAGUUUGAUGAUGGCAGAGCAGAUUUUCCUUUAUCAGAAGAAGGAAAACUGGACAAAGGCAACGUGACCACUUUCAUCAAGUUCAACAGCCUGGAGCUCAUAGUGAAAUUCAGUCAGGAGACUGCAGAGAAGAUCUUCACCUCCGGCAUCACGUUACACAGCCUGCUGUUCAUCAACUCCACAGUGCAGACUCAGACAGAUCUGGUGGAACAAACCAGGCCCGUGGCCAAAGAUUUCAAGGGCAAGAUGCUGUUUAUUGUGAUUGAUGUGAUGGAUCCUGUGACUCACGUGUUGAAUUAUUUCGGCGUCUCGGCGGAUGAGGUCCCCACUGUCCGACUCAUCAACAUGGGCACAGAGAAGAAGUUCGGCAUCCCCGCAGGAGACCUGACGGUGGAGUCACUGAGACAGCUGUGCAAGGAUGUGGUGGACGGUUCUGCCAAGCCUUACUACCGGAGUCAGGAGAUCCCUGAGAACUGGAACGAAGGUCCCGUCAAGGUCCUGGUGGGGAAAAACUUUGAGUCUGUCGCUCUGGACCAAACCAAAAACGUCUUUGUGGAGUUUUAUGCUCCAUGGUGUGGACACUGCAAAGAACUGGCUCCAAUCUGGAAAGAACUGGGUGAAAAAUACGCCGACCGCCAGGACAUCGUCAUCGCCAUGAUGGAUGCCACGGCCAAUGAGGUGGAGUCUGUUGAUGUCAAAGGUUUCCCCACGCUGAAGUACUUCCCAGCUGGAGGCAAAGAGGUGGUUGAAUACACCGGAAAAAGAGACCUGGAGACGUUUACUAAGUUCCUGGACAAUGGAGGUGUACUGCCUGAGGAAGAGGAAGAUGAGGAGGAUGAAGUGGACAUUGAUGAUGCUAAGGAUGGGGACAAAGAUGGAGAUGAGAGCAAGGUUGAAGAGUCUGCAGAGGAAACGACCAACGAAACAGAAAAAGACGAGUUGUGAUUUCACUGCACUUCAGCCACUCAGGAUCAACCUAGGAUCUUUCAUUUGUUUCAUAAUAAAAUGAAUUUGGC
This is a messenger RNA of Sphaeramia orbicularis (orbiculate cardinalfish), 1829 nucleotides long. RefSeq names its product protein disulfide isomerase family A, member 2 (gene pdia2). The record is from RefSeq and is a predicted model, not a curated record. Lineage: Eukaryota; Metazoa; Chordata; Actinopteri; Kurtiformes; Apogonidae. Gene Ontology annotation, biological process: response to endoplasmic reticulum stress; protein folding. The coding region runs from base 76 to 1758 and encodes 560 amino acids. Gene Ontology annotation, cellular component: endoplasmic reticulum. The transcript is spliced from 11 exons. Gene Ontology annotation, molecular function: protein disulfide isomerase activity.